Molecule: messenger RNA, 3154 nt
Organism: Herpailurus yagouaroundi (jaguarundi)
Lineage: Eukaryota; Metazoa; Chordata; Mammalia; Carnivora; Felidae
Gene: DAPK3
Product: death associated protein kinase 3
Exons: 9
Coding region: 192-1556 (454 amino acids)
Biological process (GO): protein phosphorylation; positive regulation of apoptotic process; intracellular signal transduction
Cellular component (GO): cytoplasm; nucleus
Molecular function (GO): ATP binding; protein serine/threonine kinase activity
Source: RefSeq, a predicted model, not a curated record
CGGUGACGUCACGCAGGUCGGCGCGUCCCGGCGGCCGCGGUGGCUGGGCUGGAGAGGGCGGCGGUGGCCAGCGCGGCAGAGGGCCGGCCCGGGGCGCGGAGCCGCGGAGGGGUCACAGCUAAGGGACUCCCUGAGAUCGUGUCUCCGGCCUUUCACUGGAGGGGAAGGCACCGGAAGGCCGACCGACCACCAUGUCAACAUUCAGGCAGGAAGAUGUGGAGGACUACUAUGAGAUGGGGGAGGAGCUGGGCAGCGGCCAGUUUGCCAUUGUGCGGAAAUGCCGGCAGAAGGGCACCGGGAAGGAGUACGCGGCCAAGUUCAUCAAGAAGCGUCGCCUGUCGUCCAGCCGGCGGGGCGUCAGCCGGGAGGAGAUCGAGCGGGAGGUGAACAUCCUGCGGGAGAUCCGACACCCCAACAUCAUCACGCUGCACGACAUCUUCGAGAACAAGACGGACGUGGUGCUCAUCCUGGAGCUGGUCUCGGGCGGGGAGCUCUUCGACUUCCUGGCGGAGAAGGAGUCGCUGACGGAGGACGAGGCCACCCAGUUCCUCAAGCAGAUCCUGGACGGCGUCCACUACCUGCACUCGAAGCGCAUCGCCCACUUCGACCUCAAGCCAGAGAACAUCAUGCUGCUGGACAAGAACGUGCCCAACCCACGCAUCAAGCUCAUCGACUUCGGCAUCGCCCACAAGAUCGAGGCGGGGAACGAGUUCAAGAACAUCUUCGGCACCCCCGAGUUCGUGGCUCCCGAGAUCGUCAACUACGAGCCCCUGGGUCUGGAGGCAGACAUGUGGAGCAUUGGUGUCAUCACCUACAUCCUUCUGAGCGGCGCCUCCCCGUUCCUGGGCGAGACGAAGCAGGAGACCCUGACCAACAUCUCGGCCGUGAACUACGACUUCGACGAGGAGUACUUCAGCAACACCAGUGAGCUGGCCAAGGACUUCAUCCGCCGGCUGCUUGUCAAAGACCCCAAGAGAAGAAUGACCAUCGCCCAGAGCCUGGAGCAUUCCUGGAUCAAGGCGAUCCGGCGGCGGAACGUGCGGCGGGAGGACGGCGGCCGGAAGCCGGAGCGGCGGCGCCUGAAGACGGCGCGCCUCAAGGAGUACACCAUCAAGUCGCACUCGAGCAUGCCCCCCAACAACACGUACGUCAGCUUCGAGCGCUUCUCCAAGGUGCUGGAGGAGGUGGCCGCGGCGGAGGAGGGCCUGCGCGGCCUGGAGCACAGCCGGCGCCUGUUCCACGAGGACAUCGAGGCGCUGACGGCCAUCUACGAGGAGAAGGAGGCCUGGUACCGGGAGGAGAACGACAGCAUCGGCCAGGACCUGCGGCGGCUGCGGCAGGAGCUGCACAAGACCGAGGCGCUGCGGCGGCAGGCCCAGGAGGAGGCCAAGGGCGCCCUGCUGGGGGCCAGCGGGCUCAAGCGCCGCUUCAGCCGCCUGGAGAACCGCUACGAGGCCCUGGCCAAGCAGGUGGCCUCCGAGAUGCGCUUCGUGCAGGACCUGGUGUGCGCCAUGGGGCAGGAGAAGCUGCAGGCCGGGGGGUGCGGCCUCCGCUAGGGCCUGGCCGGCGGGCGGGGCCGGGAACCCGAGGCCGCCCUCCCCCGGCUCAGUCCCUCUGUCCUGCGGCUUCCGGGUCAGCGUCCCCCCGGGGAGCCCCGAGAGCCCCGCGAGCGCCGGGCACCGCGGGACAGAGCCGGCCAGGCGGCGCAGGGCCAGCCGCGUGCAAGGCCUGGGCCUGGAGCUCGGAACCCGGGGGCGGGCGGGGGGGGGGGGUCUCACCUGCCUCUGCCGGACGCCGAGGUCCCACCUCUUCUAGAGACGAGAGGCAGCUUCUGACCCGGCCCCCUCGGUCCCCAGCCCUCCCUGCGCCCCCUGGGCUGAGCUGGCACCAGGGCCCGAGCUGAAGAGAUGGCCCGGCCCUUGAGGCGUCGGUUUGGGGCGGGUGGUGAGGGGGCGUGAGGCUGGACGCGGGACCCUGAUGCAGAAGCUGUGUCUGUCCCUCUCUGAGGCCCAGGCGGCCCCAGGUGCCGGGUCAGGAGCCAUCGCUGCCCCUCACUCCUCUCUGCCGUGCCUGUCACAAAGCGCACGCGAUGACCCACACGGCCCGGCCACGCCCCUGCCUCCCGUCCCAGUGCUGCCUUCCGAAUUGUGGGGUAGUCGCCCCCAGAGUGCUCUGCGAAGGCCCAGUGUCCCCCGAGUGCCCCGCGAGCCCCUGAGGCUGCUUGCGGCCGGCCGAACCCUCCCCGCUGGGCCAGAGAAGGUGGAGGAGGGGCUGCAGGGGCAGUGCCCGCACCCGCCACUAGGUGCCGCCCUCGAGCAGGGCCCUGCGCCCCAGGGAACGUGCCCCAAGGUCCCGGAUUCACCAAAACGAGGCUCUCUGGCCGCGUGCUCUGCACUUGUGCCGCGGUUUGGGUUAAGCGAGUGACAUCUGUGUGGCUCCUCCGUAGCCCGAGAGGAGUUCUCCGGACAGAGGCCAGCCUGGCCCGGGGGCGGGAGGAGCCCCCUGAGGUGUCCUCCCGUGUGCCCAGACCCGUCCCCAGCGCCGGGGUGGGGCCCGCCGUGUACCCGUCCGCGAGCUCUGUGUAUCACACGUGCAUGUGCCUAAAGGAAAUAAAGCCCCGCUUCCCCGACACGUGGCUGUUUUCUGUGCUCAGGCCCCGGCCGGGGCGGCCAGUCUUGUGGCCACCCAGUGCCACGGCCGCGCCUGGCUCUCGUGUCUCUUCCCCUCCACUGCUGCCCCCAUGCUCUUUGGGAAGAUGAGGGCAGACCUGGGGGGCCUCGGAGGCUGCCCUGAUCUUGGGGUUUGGCAGGUCGCACUUGCGAUGGAAGCUUCCAGACAGCUGGAACGAAGUCAGAGGGGCCUUCUGUCCCUCUGUGCCGCCUCAGAUGCCGCCGGGCCCCAGUGCCCCAGCGUGAGGACGCCGGCACAGAGGCCACCCCGUCCACCCCGUCCGCUGGGAAGGGAUGGGGGGGGGGGUCCUCGUUCCCCCUGCUGCUGCCUCUGGGUCUGGCACGUGGUUCCGAAAAGGGAAUGCUUUUUACUUUUCUUCCCGGGAGCUGGAGCUCUGGGGUCAGUGGUGCCCUAUCCUUUCAUUACCUCGUGCCCUACACCCAGGGGCGCAUCUCUCCUCACUCGUGUUCUGUUUUUACUUUAA